AAACUUUGCUAGUGGCGAUACGUUAAGCAACCGAAAGUUAUCUUGUAUGAAAACGGACUGUAACUUAUCAUCCUUAAUUGAGCAUGAGUACAAACAAUAAUCAUGCACAUCUUAUUUCCUUGUUGGCAGGCUCAACUGCUGGACUUUCUGUUGAUCUUGCACUUUUUCCAAUCGAUACAAUCAAAACUCGUUUGCAAAGUUAUCAUAACAAUGUUCAAAGGACUCCUGGUUCCCUCCGUCUUUUUGCCGGUUUCCCAGCAGUUGCUAUAGGUUCUGCUCCUGCAGCUGCAGUAUUUUUCUUAACUUAUGAGGCAGUUAAAGAUGUAUGUAGGGAUCUCGGUAUGCAUCCGAUAAGUCAUUCAGUUCUAUCUGCUUGUAUUGCAGAAAUUGUUGCUUGUAUUAUAAGAGUACCCUGUGAAGUGGUGAAACAGAGAACGCAAAAUCAGCCUGCUCAUGGUGUUUCAACUGUGUUUCUACAGACUUUGCGUAAUGAGGGCAUUCGUGGAUUUUACAGAGGAUAUGUCAGCACAUUAUCACGAGAAAUCCCAUUUUCACUCAUUCAAUAUCCCAUAUGGGAAAAAUUAAGGUAUAUGACUAUGGAAUGGAACAGAAAUGCAGUUGGAACCGAUGACAUUACAGACCCAACAGCGUUCCAGUUAAAGGCUUGGCAGUCAGCUAUGUGUGGAUGCUUAGCUGGCUCAAUAGCUGGCGCUGUAACCACACCUUUAGAUGUGGCCAAAACUCGAAUAAUGUUGGCUGAGCCCAAUUCUAAUUUUGCAUCUGGUCAUAUAAUUUACGCCAUGCGAACAAUAUUUCAAGAGAGUGGAAUUCAUGGGCUUUUCUCAGGUUUAAUACCUCGAAUCACAUUACUAUCUGUUGGUGGAGCUAUAUUUCUUGGCAUUUAUGAUAUUUCUACCAGUUUCUGGACUUUAUUUCUUCAAAAUUCUAAAGAUUGAUGUAACCACGUACUUGACAUAGUUUUUUUUCAAUAAAACACUACUAUUUUGUUCCUUAUGUUCUCAGUCCGUGAUGGUAUUUCUCGGUGUAUUGUACCUAUUUAGUUAGUUCUAAAUAAUUUUUCCUAAACUUUCUAAAGUUGACACUGUCAUUGUUUGUAUAUUUCCCAUAAAUAUUUUACUUCGGCUGCUCAACACGUGAAUACGUAAAUCUUUAGUUUUGUUAUUGUUUAGUGUUUCAGCUGAACAGAUUUCAACUCUCUCCAUGAAAUAAAAUGAACCUUGACAAACUAGUGAACAAAUUAAAGUUUCAUUUUAAUCAGAAAACUUGAAGUAUUGUCUUGUCUAAAUCUCUUAAUACAUAACUCACUAUUAUCUAACCUUCCAUUGAGAAAAUUGAUGUUUUUGAAUAAGAAACUGAAAAAUAAUCACCAUCCAAAAAUGUCUAAAAUAAAAGCUUUACAUGCCUGUCUGUACUGAACUAUUCAGAUCGAAGUGAAUCGUCGAAUGAUAUCAUACUUGUGUUUCAGCAUCGAAACGUAAUUAUUACUCUUCGUUAUUCUUCAUUACAAACGGAUAUAAUACUCAGUUGUUUGCAUUAUAUUCAUAUGUUUAUCUAUAUACCUAUAUAAAUCACCAGAAUGGUUCAUUUCCAAAUGCAUACACUUGAAAUAUUACUUAGGUCAUCUGAAAAAUUAUCACUACUAUUUCUAAAUAUAAUAACAUCUAAAAGUUUUAAUAACUUUAAACUAACUGUUGCUAAUUUGUUAACUUCCUGGUUGAAAUUUUAAUGAUGUUUGUAUUCAUGUUACAAGUCGAUAUUAUUUAGAUACUGAAUGGAUUGAUGAUUCUUGAACAACACUGUUGUAUUUUCUGAGGAUUUUUCUGUAGUAUUGUUGUAUUUAUAUUUAAUAUUACGGUGAUGAGAGUUAUCUUGAUGAAUUAUUUGUACUGUUGUUAAGUAAAUGAAUGUAUUAUUUCACUUGAU
Schistosoma curassoni is the source of this 1944-nucleotide messenger RNA. The record is from the annotation of a GenBank genome assembly. Lineage: Eukaryota; Metazoa; Platyhelminthes; Trematoda; Strigeidida; Schistosomatidae.